AUGGUGGCCUCGAAGCCCCUCAGCCUGGCAGGCAGCCCGCUGGUGCUGAUGCUGACGGGGGUGCUGGUGCUCGCCGGUCUCAUCUCCAUCAUCUUCUUUGUAAGCGGAGGGAGCCACUUCCAGGACCCCCUUUUCUGCGUGUUUGUGGUGUUCUCCUUCACCUCCGUCGUCGACCUGAUCAUCUCGCUGGAGGAGGAUGGCUACAUUUCUGGCUUCGUGGAGGUCUACGUCAGAGAGGGCGAGCCCUACCUGCGCACGGCACACGGCAUCAUGAUCUGUUACUGGGACGGCAUCAUCCACUACGGGCUCUACCUCGCCAUGAUCGCGGCCAUCGGCCAGAGAAAGAGCUACAGGAACCUGGGUCUCUUCUGGCUGGGCUCUCUGAUGAUGAGCAUCGUUGUCUUCCUGCUUGGGAACCUGAUAGGGAAAUACAGCUCCGACCUCAGCCCUGCCUUCCUGCUCAACCUGCCCUACGUCCUCAUCCCCAUCUGGGCUGGGGUGAGGCUCUUCCAGCAACCCAAGGCCCUGCCGUGCCUCAGCCCUGAGAAGGUUGCAGAGGAGCAACGCAAGCACCUGUACCAGCGGCCCCAGGACAUGGGGCUGGUCCUCGUCCUGUUCCUCACCGCCGCGUUCACCUUCUUCAGGGGGAUGGUGGUUUUGGACUGUCCCGCCGAUUCGUGCUUCGAGUACAUCUACCAGCACGAGCCGUACCUGCGCGACCCCGUCGCCUACCCCAAAGUGCAGAUGCUGAUCUACAUGUUCUACGUCCUCCCCUUCUUCUGCCUCUGCAUCUACGGGCUGGUGCUGCCCGGCUGCUCCUGGCUGCCCGACUGGAGCCUGGUGUUUGCCGGCGCUAUCGCGCAGGCUCAGUUCUCCCACCUGGGUUCCUCGCUGCACGCCCGCACGCCCUUCCCCUACCAGACCCCUGAAGAUGUCUGGUGGAGCUUCCUCCUCACCAACGUCCUCUACGCGCUGGGCCCCCAGCUCCUGGCCUACCGCUGCCUGCGCUGCCCUGCCUUCUUCCUGCCCGCCACUCCUGCCAGCCUGCACGUGGGCAAGAAGCACCAGUGA
Aptenodytes forsteri (emperor penguin) is the source of this 1071-nucleotide messenger RNA. RefSeq names its product transmembrane 6 superfamily member 2 (gene TM6SF2). Bases 1 to 1071 code for a protein of 356 amino acids. NCBI's taxonomy places the organism in Eukaryota, Metazoa, Chordata, Aves, Sphenisciformes, Spheniscidae. Gene Ontology annotation, biological process: lipid homeostasis; regulation of lipid metabolic process. The transcript is spliced from 10 exons. The record is from RefSeq and is a predicted model, not a curated record. Gene Ontology annotation, cellular component: endoplasmic reticulum membrane; endoplasmic reticulum-Golgi intermediate compartment membrane.